This is a messenger RNA of Brassica rapa (field mustard), 2457 nucleotides long. Its product is annotated as wall-associated receptor kinase-like 4. Gene Ontology annotation, cellular component: plasma membrane. Gene Ontology annotation, biological process: cell surface receptor signaling pathway; protein phosphorylation. NCBI's taxonomy places the organism in Eukaryota, Viridiplantae, Streptophyta, Magnoliopsida, Brassicales, Brassicaceae. The record is from RefSeq and is a predicted model, not a curated record. Gene Ontology annotation, molecular function: polysaccharide binding; protein serine/threonine kinase activity; ATP binding.
CAUUCUCACAAUACAAAAAUAUUUUAAAAAAGAUCAGACAGAGUUGAGAAACACAAGAGUAUGAAGACAGAGACUCAAAACCUCCUAUGUCUUAUACUAGUGACCUCUCUGUUCAUCAAUGGCGCUUCAUCAUCAAGAAAACCUCCAGAUCCGUGUAACAGAGUCUGCGGAGGACUAUCAAUUCCAUUUCCGUUCGGUGUAGGGAAAGACUGCUAUCUAAACCCGUGGUACGAGGUUGUCUGUAAAAGCAACUCUGCUCCGGUUCUCUCAAGGAUCAACAGAGAAUUGGUGAACAUCUAUCUUCCAGAAAGUAGAGAGUAUUAUUCUAACGGAGUUGUUCACAUCAAGGGUCCUGUAACUUCCUCUGGUUGUUCUACAGGAUCAUCUCAGCCGCUUACCCCGCCGCCUUUAAGUGUCACCGGCCAAGGCAGCCCUUAUUUCUUCACGGAUAAGAACCAACUCGUUGCGGUUGGUUGCAACGCCAAAGCGGUUAUGACGGAUACAAAAUCGCAGAUCAUCGGUUGCAAAUCAACCUGUAAUGAAAGAAAUAGUAGCCAAGAAGUCAGAAACAAGAUUUGCAGUGGUGACAAGUGUUGUCAGACAAGGAUACCAGAAGGGAAGCCGCAAGUUCUGGGAGUUAACUUGGGGAUCACCCAAGGUAACAACAACAACACAACGGAAGGAGGAUGCAAAGUUGCUUUUCUUACAAGCGAGAAGUAUUCUAGCGUGAAUGUUACAGAGCCAGAACAGUUUCAUGGUGAUGGGUACGCGGUGGUAGAGCUAGGAUGGUACUUUGAUACUUCGGAUUCACGUCUUCCAAACCCUGUUGGUUGUCUGAAUGUGUCAGAUCCAUCACAAAAUGGCGGCUACUCGAGCGAAACGAGUUGCAUUUGCUCGUUCGGCUAUUUCACUGGAUUUAGCUAUAGGAGUUGCUAUUGUAACUCUAUGGGUUACGCAGGGAACCCAUUCCUUCCAGGUGGUUGUGUAGAUAUUGAUGAAUGUAAACUAGAAGAAGGACGCAAAAAGUGUAAAGACCAGAGUUGUGUGAACCGGCCCGGUUGGUUUGAAUGUGAGCCCAAGAAACCAGAACAACUCAAGCCAGUGAUUCAAGGUGUUCUUAUAGGUUCGGCACUAUUGAUUUUCGCCAUUGGAAUUUUCGGGUUGUACAAGUAUGUUAAGAAGCGGAGGAGGAUUAACCGAAUGAGGAAGUUCUUCAGACGUAAUGGAGGUAUGCUGCUGAAACAACAGUUAGCUAGAAGAGAAGGCAAUGUAGAGAUGUCAAGGAUAUUUAGCUCGAAUGAGUUGGAGAAAGCUACAGAUAACUUCAACAAGAAUAGGAUUCUUGGGCAAGGAGGUCAGGGGACUGUGUACAAGGGAAUGCUCGUUGACGGUACAAUCGUGGCAGUGAAGAGAUCCAAAGCCAUGGAUGAAGACAAGGUAGAAGAGUUCAUCAAUGAAGUUGUUGUUCUCGCUCAAAUCAACCACAGAAACAUUGUGAAACUCUUGGGAUGUUGUCUUGAGACGGAAGUUCCGGUCUUGGUGUAUGAGUUCUUGCCAAAUGGAGAUUUAUGCAAGCGUCUUCGUGAUGAGUCUGAUGAUUUCAAGAUGACUUGGGAAGUGCGUCUUGAUAUGGCUGUAGAUACUGCAGGAGCUUUGUCAUACUUGCACUCUGCUGCAUCUUUCCCUAUAUAUCAUAGAGAUAUCAAGACUACUAAUAUACUAUUAGAUGAGAAAUACAGAGUUAAGGUGUCGGAUUUUGGAACUUCGAGAUCCGUAACCAUAGAUCAAACUCACUUGACGACUCAGGUUGCAGGUACUUUUGGAUAUGUGGAUCCAGAGUACUUUCAAUCAAGCAAGUUUACAGAGAAAAGUGAUGUUUAUAGCUUCGGAAUCGUCCUUGUGGAGCUUCUGACUGGAGAAAAGCCAUCCACCCGUGUCUGGUCUGAUGACAACAGAGGGUUUGCAGCUCAUUUUGUCCAAGCCGUGAAAGAUAACACGUUUCUUAACAUGGUUGAUGUUCGGAUCAAAGAUGAAAGCAAUCUGGACCAAGUGAUGGUUGUGGCGAAACUAGCUAGAAGAUGUUUAAAACGAAAAGGGAAGAAGAGGCCAAACAUGAAAGAGGCUUGGAUUGAGCUGGAGAGGAUUCGUUCAGCAACUCAUGAAUCAGAGGUUCAUAUUGAGGAAGAUGAUGAGGAAGAGGAUGAAACCAUGCAACUUAACGUUGAAGAGACUUGGGACUUUGAGGUGACUGCUCCAGCUUCCAUGUUUAGUAGUGCAUCUCCAACGUCUGAUGCUGAGCCUCUGGUUCCUCUACGAACAUGGUGAUGAUCGACUUAAAAAACACUACAAACGUAUAAUAAAACCCUCAUGAUGAAAAAAAAUAUUUGAUUUAUGUAAUAACGCACACAUAUUUAUUUUCAUGUUGCAUUAAGCAUUAUGGAGUAUUCACGUUAUCAA